Micropterus salmoides (largemouth bass) is the source of this 1675-nucleotide messenger RNA. RefSeq names its product tetraspanin-12-like. The record is from RefSeq and is a predicted model, not a curated record. The coding region runs from base 803 to 1675 and encodes 290 amino acids. Lineage: Eukaryota; Metazoa; Chordata; Actinopteri; Centrarchiformes; Centrarchidae. The transcript is spliced from 7 exons. Gene Ontology annotation, cellular component: membrane.
UCAACACAACAACACUCUCAGCCUGUUGGCCCGCUGACCCCGCGGCUCUGCGGCUGGAGGCGGACACAUUCCUCUGUCCUCCCCCAGGACUCACUGACUGCCGGGGGAGGGAGGGAGGCUGCUGCACGCAGUUAAUUAGUGAGGAAGAAGAAGAAGCGGCAGGACGGGACGGGACAGCGCACCGCCCCUCCAAACUGCUGCAGGCUCCGGCUACAACCGCAGCCAACCCUCCGGACUCCAGCUCGACAGUUUGGAGUUUUGAGGCUGCUGAAGGAAAGUUUACGCGUCACAGUCUGAUUGUAGAGAGGAUUUAACGCAGACUGGUGGAUCUUUGUUAAGUGUAGUCUAAAGUCUAUUUUGAGUAGGCUAGUGUUUUUAAGCUUUGGAGUUUCGGUUUGAAGUUUUUGGGUCACAGAAGAAAAGCAAUGCAAUCGCGUGGAUCCGCGUGAAGUGUUUUUUAACUGAUCCGCGCGGUGCGCUAGUGUCAGCACCGAACCCUCCAUCACCCCGGCGGGGCUGAGGGAAAGUAAGAAACCACCUGUUGUGAAAGUUUCCUGGAGCCUCUCACGGAUAAACACGAGCUGCUAAAACAAGACACCGGACGGAGCCGAGUGGGAGACGCGCAGAGAGCGGAAUGCGGUUUUUACGCACGGAGCAGCCGCAGAUUCCGAGAAGGGGCUCCUCUCUAAUGAGUGAUUAUCUCCGCACACAUCUCUCCGGGCUCUGUGUUGUGUGUUGGCAGUGAAAAUGUUGCCAUGGUGCCCCGGGCUCAGAUGAGCUGGACCCCGGAGUUCCGGUCGGGAUGGCUCGGGAGGACGCGGUGAGGUGUCUGCGCUGUCUGCUGUUCGCGCUCAACCUGCUGUUCUGGCUGAUGUCAGCAUGUGUGCUGGGAGUGGCAGCCUGGAUCAGAGACCCCCUGAACACCGUCCUGACCCUGACAGCCCACACCAGGUUGGAGGAAGCAGCCAUCCUCACUUAUUCUCCAGCUGUUCAUCCUGUCAUCAUCACUGUGUGCUGCUUCCUCAUCAUCGUGGCCAUGGUGGGAUACUGCGGCACGCUCAGAUGUAACCUGCUGCUGCUGUCCUGGUAUUUCUGCAGCCUGCUGGUGAUCUUCUGCGUGGAGUUGGCGAGCGCUGUGUGGACCUACGACGAGCCCGCGGUGCAGCGCUCUGACAUGAUCAGCCUGAAGUCUCGGAUGCCCAACUUCGGCCUGCAGCGUUACCAGUGGCUCACACACACCUGGAACAGCUUCCAGACAGAGUUUAAAUGCUGCGGGGUGAUCUACUUCACCGAUUGGCUGGAGAUGACAGAGAUGGAGUGGCCACCUGACUCCUGCUGCUCCAAUCAGUAUCCAGGAUGUGCUCGCCACGCCCACUACCACGACCUCAGUGACCUCCACCAAGAGGGCUGCGGUCCAAAGAUCUACAGCUUCAUUCGAGGGACGAAGCAGCUGCAGGUGUUGCGUUUCCUGGGCGUGUCCAUCGGCGUGGCUCAGAUCCUGGCCAUGGCGCUCACCCUCACGCUGCUCUGGGCGCUUUAUUACGGGCGAAAGUCUCCGGAACUGGACUCUGCAACACCGCCGCCGCCAGAUGACUCCACCCCCCUCACGGUGACACAUGGCCCCUCAGUGAAGCGUCCAGACAGGCUGCAACCGCACAGAUCGAAGCUGCACUAG